Procambarus clarkii (red swamp crayfish) is the source of this 8022-nucleotide messenger RNA. RefSeq names its product Succinyl-CoA:3-ketoacid CoA transferase (gene SCOT). The record is from RefSeq and is a predicted model, not a curated record. Gene Ontology annotation, cellular component: mitochondrion. NCBI's taxonomy places the organism in Eukaryota, Metazoa, Arthropoda, Malacostraca, Decapoda, Cambaridae. Gene Ontology annotation, molecular function: succinyl-CoA:3-oxo-acid CoA-transferase activity. Gene Ontology annotation, biological process: ketone body catabolic process.
CACGGAGGAAUAAUUCCUGAGAUGAGUGAGGGAGGCGAGCAUCAGGAGGUCCAACAUGGCGGCCACGGUCCUGCGACGGCUACUGCGCUCACCUCAUAAUAACCUGCUUAAUAUCACCAGGGCUUGCCAGCUCAACCAGGGAGGUGUUUAUUUCCUGUCAACGUCCGUCAAUCUAAAGGCGCAGUUUUGUGAAUCGUCUCUUGAAGCCGUUAAGGAUAUUCCUGCAGGCUCCAAGCUGCUUGUUGGAGGAUUUGGUCUCUGCGGCAUCCCGGAGAACCUCAUUGGAGCUUUGCUUGAGACGAAGGUGAAUGAUCUGACCAUAGUGAGCAACAAUGCAGGUGUUGACAACUUUGGGCUUGGUUUGUUGCUCAACCAGAAACAGGUCAAGCGCAUGAUAUCUUCAUAUGUUGGAGAGAAUGCUGAGUUCGAGAGACAGUACCUGAAUGGGGAAUUGGAAGUGGAAUUGACACCACAGGGUACAUUGGCCGAGCGAUGUCGAGCUGGAGGGGCUGGCAUACCUGCAUUCUUCACCCCCACGGGUUAUGGUACGCUUGUUCAUGAAGGAGGAGCACCAAUCAAAUACGGCAAGGAUGGCAUCAUCGACAUACAGAGUGCCCCCCGGGAAACCCGUAUGUUCAAUGGUCGUAACUACAUCAUGGAGGAGGCUAUUACUGGGGACUUUGCUCUUAUCAAGGCCUGGAAAGCUGACAAAGCUGGCAAUCUCAUCUUCAGAAAGACGGCUCGCAACUUCAAUCUGCCAAUGUGCAAGGCAGCUCAAACGACAAUAGUGGAAGUAGAGGAAAUAGUGGAAGUUGGAGAGAUCCCAGAAGAUUUGGUCCACAUCCCUGCCAUUUAUGUAGAUCGCAUUGUCCUGGGAGAGAAGUAUGAGAAGAGAAUUGAGCGCUUGACCCUGAGCAAGGAGAAGAAGAAGAGUGCAGCAGCGUCUAACCCCGCAGUGGCAAUGAGGGAGCGUAUUGUGAGGAGAGCUGCCUUGGAGUUCAAGGAUGGCAUGUAUGCCAACCUUGGUAUUGGAAUGCCCAUGCUUGCUAGCAACUACAUACCCGAUGGUAUGAAUGUGAAGCUUCAGAGCGAGAAUGGUGUGUUGGGUCUUGGGCCAUCCCCAGUUCCUGGAAGCCAGGACCCUGACCUCAUCAAUGCUGGCAAGGAGACAGUCACUGUCAUUCCGGGAGCAUCUUACUUCAGUUCAGAUGAGAGCUUUGCCAUGAUUAGGGGUGGACACGUAGACCUGACUAUCUUGGGAGCGAUGGAGGUGUCUCAGUACGGUGACCUUGCUAACUGGAUGAUUCCGGGCAAGAUGGUGAAGGGCAUGGGAGGAGCCAUGGACUUGGUGUCAUCUCCUGGCACCAAGGUGGUCGUCACAAUGGAACACGCUUCCAAGAAAGGGGACCACAAAAUUGUCGAAGCCUGCUCCCUUCCUCUCACCGGCAUAAACUGUGUUGACAUGAUCAUUACUGAAAAGUGCGUAUUCAGUGUUGACAAAGAAGAAGGGUUGACAUUGGAGGAGAUUGCUGAAGGUGUGAGCAUAGAGGACAUUGUGUCAAGCACUGGAUGCUUAUUCAAAAUGAAAGAUGAUGUGAAACCCAUGGGACAGAUAGAGGUUCCAGAAGACUGAGGAGUAGCCUGCUCACGCUCCCUUGCUGCUUCUAACUAACCUCACUUACUUGCCACACUUUGCAAUCGUGCAUCCAAUUGUAUAGUUUUCUUUUGAUAUCGCCAUAUGUUAAAAAUGCACUUUUCACGUCGGUAAUUCUAAUAUUGACAGCUAAGUGUUUUCUGGUAAGAGAAAGUUGUACAGUAGUAUAUACUUAUACAGUGGCUAGUCUAGCUUUGUGAAAUUUUUGUAUAUUUUUGUUAAUGUUUGAUUCUGUUGAUUUCCUGUAGAAGAUAUUUUCAAUACAGUGUGAGCUCAAUGAUCUGGACCAAUUGGUACUUGUACAGUAUAUCCAAAUCCCUGAAAUCCAGACAAUAGAGUUAAUACCCUAAUUUUCCCCAUGCUCUAUGGGUGAAUGUCACCUAGCUAAAUAUUAAUUCCAACUUAUGAUGGGCCUCUGUCACAACCUAUUUGUAAAGAAAAUUUCACCUCAUCUGGCUUAUUUUUUCAUGCCUUGCUCUCAAAACCUUAUUAUCAAUAUUAUGGGGACUCCCGGUUUGCCGCCGCCUCAUUCGGGGGGCAGUGGCGGGCGUCGUUCCCCGUCGUUCCUUAUUAUCAAUGGCAGCCAUUUGGGAAUGGAAAACUGUGCUAACUGCUAAUGAAAACGAACCAUAGAAUACUUUUCAUGUGUUGAGUGGCUGUCGCAGUGCGCUAACUAUUUCUCAUGGUAUCGUGCAUGCCUACCAAAACAGUCAUGAAUGCAGUGGAGCAAUAUUAAAUGAGUUGUUAUUCCUACUGUAAUUUUUCAUACUCAUUGGCAAAUUUCACUUAGCAAAAUUUAAAUUUCAAUGAUUAUGAUGGUCACAUUCCAGGAGAAUCUUAUUGUAUUGCCCAGUAUUUUCUCUUAGCCUAAAAUAAAAAUAUUCUAUUAGAAUUUCUAUUACUAAAAUUUCCCUGCCUUGACCCCCUCUGGGGUAAAGGCAGAGUUAUGACCCCCUAAUAUUUUAAAUGAACCAUUCCUAUUGACUUAUCACACCUAAAAAACCUUCUUUUGCUCUGGAAUUUCUAUAAAAUAUCUUUGGAGUAAGUAAUUAUGGAGAUACGGUCUAACAACUAAGUUCAGAAUUAUAUUUUUAGAAUCAAGUCAAAUUCAAACCUUCACUGAACAUAAUUUGCCACUUAUAAAAUGAAACCCCUUUGCUAUAUGAUAUCUUCUGAAAUGGGCCCAUUGAAUUUCCACAUUUUCUAACUUUUUGGUUACAAUUUUCUAGGAUAUUUUUUUUGUUACUUUUACAAAAUCAGUAUUUGGGAAUUGUAGGUUCAGAAGUUGUUUUUAUACAUAUUAAUUCAUUGAUAUACGAAAGUAUUGUAUUCAAGAAAGGUCUUGCCAGUUUUGUCUUCAAUGUUGACAUAUUUUGUUAACAAACAAAAGCUGUUUAUUCAAAAUGCUUCCACUGUUGAACCAGUCUUAGUGUCAUCUAUUGGUGUGUGAAAUUAACAUUGUUCUGGUACUUGCUUGCUAUUUAUGAUUAAUGAAUCAUACUUGAAUAUUUCAAAAGUUAGAUAUUCAUUAUAUUAUAAUGUUUUUUAUAUCCGCUGUUCCUAAGCUUUCUUGUCUCUCAAUGCAUGACUUUUCUUAAUUUUGUAUCUAAAUAUUUAUGCCAUUCUUGCCAGUGGCGGAGCAUUGAUGGAUCCUAGAAUGCAUUGAGCGGGUAAACGGCAGGAGUAAGUAUAUCCACUUGGUUAGCCAGAUGGGGAGACUCAUCGUUUGCUGCCCUUUCAUAAAUCUCUCGGUUAUAUACAACUUUUUAUACAGAUAACAAAAUGAACUUGUUAGGAGUCAUUUUCCAGGGCACCUCAUGCCUAUGAUUUAAAAAGCAACACUACCUGGAAUAUUUACAAACUUUCACAUUCUCUUGCUAUUUUCACUGAUGGUUCUAAAUCCCCAUCUGGUUUAGGGGUUUCAUUGUCAUUCCUGAUACAAUGCAUAAAUCCUCUUUUUGUCAAAGUUUUAUUUGAUUUGUUCUUAAUAAGUUGGCUUUCGUAACCCACUUCUCUAUUGUAGCUUGUAUGCGUGCCUUACCGGCUAUUGAAUCUUUAAACCCCACUCAAUUAUUUGGUAACAGAAAUCCAAAAUUAGCCAUUUUCCAUUUUAGUAAAUACAAUCAAGUGUAGUCGAACUGAGUAUAGACUCCAAAGAAUUGGCCAGUGAAACAGCAAGAUCUUCCAUUCAGCUCUUGAAGACUCUUUCUUUCACAGAUUACUGCCCAAUAAUUUAUUGAAUCUCUUUAAUGGAUCAAAAGUUUGUCUUUCUGAUCUUAUAUUGACAUCUUAAAUACUGUAUAAAUAAUACUUUUAUUUGUGACUGGGAUGGUGCUAUGUAGACCCCGACUCUGUGCCUCCUGUUGAUAAUUACUCGCUGGUGACUGGGAUGGUGAAUAACCAUACUGGCUUAGCACCAUCAUCUGAUUAUUACUUGCCAAGUUUUAUUCCUUACCUAAUAAUUAUUAUAUUUUUAAUACUCUUCAAAGUCUAUUUAAAAUUUGUGUAGUUAGGGAGAAAUAUAUUUUUCAUUUAUUCCUCAGUAUGCACACGCUCUUGAUCCCAGUGCUACAGCCACUGUUGUCAAUCUCGUGUUUUCUGCAUUGGGAACUGAUGGUCGUAUGUGACUUUUCUUUUGGUCGUAAUUAUAGUCUUUAUUCUCUAUAUUUUAAAGGUUGGUAAAAAUAAUUUUGUUGAUCUCUUUCAGUGGAUGCGUUCAUGAUAAGGCUAACUUUGAUCCGCAUGAGGUUUAAUGCCUCACUGUUCCCCAUAAAGUGUGACUUAACCUCUGCACUGCGCACCUGUUUUUGGCAAAAACUUCGUAGUGCUAUUGUUUAGGACAUAUUUUUGUUAGUUUUUAUAAAUGCUCAGGUAAAGUUAAUGUCAAAACGUUUCCAAACUCAAAUAUUGUCAUUUCAAAACACAAAGUGAUGAAAACAUUACAAAACAUUAAAAUAUAGCCUAAUUAAAAAAAAAUGGACAACUCUCAAAACGACAUUUGUUGGCCGGCCCAGUUGAGGGGGUUAAACAUCUCCAUUUUUCCAUUUACUUCAUAAAACAUCUACCCAAAUAAUAUUACUGUACUACUGGUACUUUCCAGCCACAAAUACAAAACAUGUAUAAUAUAAAUGCUGAAUGCUCGGACAGGCAUGAAAUCAGAUGUGAUGCUUGGCAUCUCUUUCCAAAACAAAACCUCUGUUGCAUAAAACUUGCAAUUCUCUCAUCACAUAAGUAAAAGUUAGGCACUAAAACUCAAACAACAUACAGUAACUGCAAAUCUGCGUACACCAAAUUCACACAGAUUGAGUCUUGACUUUCUGCAACAGGCUUUGGCUGACCUCGCCACAAAAGUAAAUAAAACAAAGAUGAUUUUUAUUUUUUUUAAUAUUUUAGUUUUUAAUAAAAAGAAAAGUAUUUACUAAAUUGAGUAGUAGCAAGCAGAGAUCUAUAUGUUUUUAGUUACAAAAUGCUGUUAAACUGAUUUGAAUUAUAAUAUUACAGUAUGCACCAGCAACCUCUUACAAGAGCUACUCAUUAAUCAUAGCUUAAUAUGAAAAAUACUUCCAUGAGUAUUGACAGCAAUGGGUACCCUAAAAUCUGAAAUAGGCACUAGUAGUCGUAGUGAAAAAAAAAUAUUGUUGAUCAAAAUCUCAUUCUUGAAUGUGUAGAUGCUACUGUUGAAUAUUACCUGCAUGAUCACCAGACACUCAGAUAGGCACGUGAGAAGUUUUACAUUUCGUGUAACCACUGUUGUUGUUUUAGAUUCAGCUACUCUGAACAAAAAGUUCCAAGUAGCACAGGUUGUGAUGAGCCCGUAGUGGAUUUAUCUGGCGCAGGAGCGGGGUUGUAACUGUCUUGUAACCAUUUACCACUUUAAAUGGCAAGCUACUGUAUCAUUUAUUUACUGAUGAGUACUGUGUAUGUUUUUUUAACACCAUGUAUUCAUUUACAGUAUUUAUUAAAUAAGUAUGCACUCUGAUCAGAUCUGCCCCCGUACGCUCCAAAUUGCAUUGUUCCACCUGAUGGUCAUACAUCUGAAAAACUUAGUACAGGUAAUUUUCAAAUUUAAUAUGGAAGCAAAAUGAAUAUUUUUGUUAUAAAAUUAUCUGUUACAUCAUAGGAGGAACCACUUUAAAAAUUUUAGGAAUGUUAUGAGGAGGAAAUUAUUAGGAUUAGUAAUGGUAUAAUGUCUUCUCACAGACAUAAUAACAUAGGAUAAUAACCCAUGCUUGUGUAUUUGUGAAAUUUAUGUAACGAAUUUACACAGUCUUUUGCACUCUACUGAGUGCUUAAUCAAGGUCCGAGUGUGUGAUUAUGACAAGACUUAAAUCUCAACGUCUAAACAGACAUUCGUGUAAAUUCCUUACAUAAAUUUCACAAAUACACAAGUGUGGGUUUUUAUCUUAUAUAUUAUUAUUAAUGUUAAGACCAAGCCUCCUCAUAUUAUGAGACGGCCUGGUUACGAACCAAGCCGUUGGGGUGUUGAGCUCCGAAAUCAACGCAAGGUAUGUUUUCAUGUUAGAAAUGAGUUUUAUUUUUAUGUUUUUUUUAUGAGGUUGAAGCUAGUAAAGCUACGGACACGAGCGGUGCAUUAAUAUUGUAUAUAAUGUAUAGUACAGUAAAUUUUUUACCUCAAGGGCAUUACCAUUGACAUUGAAAUGUUUCAGUGUUUCACAUUUGUGAUUUUCUUUCUGGUAAUUACAAUUAAAUAUUUAUGUGUAAAACUAUUUUUGAAAAUACAGUACAGUACUACGUGUAUAUUGUAUGUUGCAGCUAUUAUUUUAGUAUGAAAAUGUUUUGGAGUGGAGUAGUAAAGAGUUGAGGCUUGGUCUGCUUUUAUAUAUAUAUAUUAUUGACUGGGUUUUAAGCAAUAGCCCUGAUCUUUUAUGUUUACUUCAGCAGUAAACAUGACUUAAUGUUGGUCUCCCAACUAAAUACCAACAUUAGUAUUGCAGGUUCUACAAAUGCAAUAAUUUAGGUGAUUAAAAGGUGCAGAUAACUUACCUGUGUAUUUUUUUAUUUGAAGCUCAUGUGAAUUGCCACAUAUUAAAUGCUCAUAAGGCAAAAUUAUUCAAAUUAUUUUCCAUCUUAUAUUCAUAUUUACCUUUCCAUUAGGCUGGAAUGGAUUCAAGUGUGUCAACACCAUCGUGUGUUGGUGUGGUUAGCUCAGCUGCCCGCCUCACAAGCAAGAAGACAGGGUUUGAGGCCUGGGUAGGCUGGACACAUUUAGCCUCCUUUUUUUUUCACUGCCAAUGAGCACUUAGCAAUAAUUGAGGAGGGGAUUUCAAAAGAUUGGCAAAUUGUUCUAGCAAGACUUUGUGCUCAAUAACCUAAUGAGGUAUAGUACCUGGCUUAAGGCUUAGCCCCAAGUUAACGAAUCAAAUGGAAAUACUAUAAAUUAUUCAGCCCAGUUAAUAGUACAUAACUGUACUGUAUAAUUAAAUGCACAAAUAUAAUGGCAGUUAAUCAUGAUUUUUUUUUUUACACCAACAGUCAUGUAUUAUGCUCUCAACACAUGGUGUAGUCAUUCUCUAAAUGGCGUAAUUUACAAAUUCUCAUUUUCAUUCAUUUGCGCAUCUUCUCAGGUCCUCAUUGCCACAUUACUGUACCUUGAGGAGUUCACACCUGUUUUGAUCAUGUAGUUACUAUGGCCCAUGCGUGUUAGUGUUCUCUGUUGCAUUUUAAGUUUGUGUUGAAAUUUCCUGCGUGCACUUGAGCUUGAUAUACAUAUUGAAUAGGUUUUGAGUUGCAUUUCGUCAGUUACCACUGAAGUCACAUGCUGGAAUGCUGAUAAACUUUGUGUUACAACAUUGCUGGACUACUUAACGAAUUUCAAAGAGAUUGUUGACCUAUAAUUAUUUCUUGUGUGGUGAUUACUUUGUGCAGGACAGAGCUUGGGAUUAAUUGCAGCUUUAUCGUUUAUUAAGCUAACUUUUAUAAUUCACAACUGUGAACUUUACAUAACUGAACUUUGUGUAUUAGAACUUUUGCACUAAGGCUUUAGUCAGUUGCCAAGCUUACUUCAUUGUCAUUAGAGUAAGCUUACUUAUGGAAUAUAUCAUUAUAAAUAUAAUCCUUUUGCAUACGGUGCCUUCCAUACUAUCAGCAUUGUUGUUUUUAACAAAUGUGAUUUACAAUAGUUUGUUUUGUAACUUUCUGGUUGCAGUACUUAACACAAAAUAUUGACUUUAUAAUUUGCAUUUUAAUGAUAGUAAUGCCAGAGAGCUGAAACAUUUACAAAUGAAAGAAGGAAUCACUUUGUUUAGACUAAAUAUGAUUGUUGUUGUUAUUGAAAAUCUCAUCACAAAAAAGAAUACUAUUUUAAUAUUGUAUAUAAAAAUCUUUUAAUAAAAUGCCAAAUUCAAGUG